This is a messenger RNA of Gavialis gangeticus (Gharial), 2648 nucleotides long. RefSeq names its product STT3A, catalytic subunit of the oligosaccharyltransferase complex (gene STT3A). Lineage: Eukaryota; Metazoa; Chordata; Crocodylia; Gavialidae. The coding region runs from base 109 to 2226 and encodes 705 amino acids. The transcript is spliced from 18 exons. Gene Ontology annotation, molecular function: dolichyl-diphosphooligosaccharide-protein glycotransferase activity. Gene Ontology annotation, biological process: post-translational protein modification. The record is from RefSeq and is a predicted model, not a curated record. Gene Ontology annotation, cellular component: membrane.
GGCGGGGCGGUAGCAGGGGUGAGUGCACGGAGCGGAUGGCUGAGGGAGCGGGGCUGAGAGCAGCUGCCAGGUAUUUAUGCAUCAUCCAUUGCUGCCUUUGAUGUGAAAAUGACCAAGUUAGGGUUUCUUCGCCUGUCCUAUGAGAAACAGGACACGCUGCUUAAACUCCUCAUCCUGUCUAUGGCAGCUGUGCUGUCUUUCUCCACUAGACUCUUCUCUGUUCUAAGAUUUGAAAGUGUCAUCCAUGAAUUUGAUCCGUAUUUUAACUACCGCACAACACGGUUUCUGGCAGAAGAAGGCUUCUACAAAUUCCAUAACUGGUUUGAUGACAGAGCCUGGUACCCUUUGGGCAGGAUCAUUGGUGGAACCAUAUACCCAGGUUUAAUGAUCACAUCAGCAGCAAUUUACCAUGUUCUACACUUCUUCCAUGUUACCAUUGACAUCCGAAAUGUCUGCGUUUUCCUGGCUCCCCUUUUCUCUUCCUUCACCACCAUAGUAACUUAUCACCUCACCAAAGAGCUCAAGGAUGCAGGGGCAGGACUUCUUGCUGCUGCCAUGAUUGCUGUGGUGCCUGGUUACAUCUCUCGUUCUGUUGCUGGCUCUUAUGAUAAUGAAGGUAUUGCCAUAUUCUGCAUGCUGUUAACCUAUUACAUGUGGAUCAAAGCAGUGAAGACUGGUUCCAUUUACUGGGCAGCCAUGUGUGCCCUUGCCUAUUUCUACAUGGUUUCCUCCUGGGGUGGUUACGUAUUCCUGAUCAACCUGAUCCCUCUGCAUGUCCUUGUGCUGAUGCUGACAGGGCGCUUUUCCCACAGGAUCUAUGUCGCCUACUGUACGGUGUACUGCCUAGGGACCAUCCUGUCUAUGCAAAUCUCCUUUGUUGGCUUCCAGCCUGUUCUGUCAUCUGAGCACAUGGCUGCUCUUGGGGUCUUUGGCUUGUGUCAGAUCCAUGCCUUUGUGGACUACCUGCGCAGCAAGUUGAACCCCCAGCAGUUUGAAAUUCUCUUCAGGAGUGUGAUCUCCCUGGUUGGAUUUGUUCUUCUUACAAUAGGAGCUGUGCUGAUGUUGACAGGGAAAAUAUCUCCUUGGACCGGUCGUUUCUACUCCCUGUUGGAUCCUUCCUAUGCAAAGAAUAACAUUCCCAUCAUUGCUUCAGUUUCUGAGCACCAGCCCACCACGUGGUCCUCCUAUUAUUUUGAUUUACAGCUACUUGUUUUCAUGUUUCCAGUUGGCCUCUACUACUGUUUCAGUAAUCUAUCAGAUGCCCGUAUUUUUAUCAUAAUGUAUGGUGUGACCAGCAUGUACUUCUCUGCUGUGAUGGUGCGUCUCAUGUUGGUGCUGGCCCCAGUUAUGUGCAUUCUGUCUGGCAUUGGAGUUUCUCAGGUGCUGUCCACUUACAUGAAGAACCUGGAUAUCAGCCGACCAGACAAGAAAACCAAAAAACAACAAGACUCUACUUAUCCCAUUAAAAACGAAGUUGCCAGUGGCAUGAUCCUGGUCAUGGCUUUCUUCUUGAUCACCUACACUUUCCAUUCAACCUGGGUGACCAGUGAAGCCUAUUCCUCACCUUCUAUAGUGCUGUCUGCUCGCGGUGGGGAUGGUAGCAGGAUCAUCUUUGAUGACUUCAGAGAGGCUUAUUAUUGGUUGCGCCACAAUACACCGGAGGAUGCAAAGGUCAUGUCUUGGUGGGAUUAUGGGUAUCAGAUAACAGCCAUGGCCAACAGGACAAUUCUGGUAGACAACAACACUUGGAAUAAUACGCAUAUCUCCCGAGUUGGGCAGGCAAUGGCAUCCACUGAAGAGAGAGCCUAUGAGAUCAUGAGGGAGCUGGAUGUCAGUUAUGUGUUGGUAAUAUUUGGAGGCCUCACUGGAUAUUCCUCAGAUGAUAUCAACAAGUUCCUGUGGAUGGUGAGAAUUGGUGGGAGCACAGACACUGGGAAGCACAUAAAGGAACACGAUUACUACACACCGACUGGAGAGUUCCGUGUUGAUAGGGAGGGUUCCCCUGUGCUGCUCAACUGCCUUAUGUAUAAGAUGUGCUACUACCGCUUUGGGCAGGUCUACACUGAAGCCAAGCGCCCACCAGGUUAUGACAGAGUGAGAAAUGCUGAGAUUGGAAACAAAGACUUUGAGCUUGAUGUCCUGGAAGAGGCCUAUACUACAGAGCACUGGCUAGUCCGAAUAUACAAAGUAAAGGACUUGGAUAAUCGUGGACUGUCAAGAACAUAGAUUUGCCUUCAGCUUUAAGGAAAUCGCACUGAGUCUGCCUGUGAAGCAAGUUUUUUUUUAUACAGUUUAUAAGUGCAAGGAGUUGGAUUAACUGCCCAUGAAGUUCUGCCCUCAUGCAUACAGUCCAUAUUAGAUGGAAUGAUUUUUAUAAAUAUGAACCAGUUACCAAAUCAGAAAUAAUGGCUUUAUGGUGGGUGAUUAAAGGGGAGUUUAAAAAAAGUGUGUAGUUCUUGCUUCCUUUCCAGUGAUGGUGCCAGAUGCAGCAAUCCAGGUGUUCCCUCUUGAAGUGUGAAGAUGUUUUACUUUUUGAAUUUACUAACACCUCAAAGUCUACUUCCUUUUCUGAGUCACAAGACUCAGAUUUCCAUAAUGGUAGCCAUCUGCCUCACUUUGGUUUAUUAAAACAGGUUUUUGGUAAAACA